AUGGCUGUCAAUAGAGUCUCUUCGGACCGCUCCGACAUUGAACACGUCUCUCACGAAAAAGACUCUGUUGCCCAUGAUGAGUAUCAACGCCAUGGCAACUUGAGUCCGGAGGAUGUUGCGUUUCUCGGAACCUUUCCAGAGGACAAAAAGAAGAAAGCAGUUCGCAAGGUCGACUACCGACUCAUGCCUGUGUUGAUUCUGCUCUACCUCAUGGCGUAUCUCGACAAGACCAACAUUGGGAACGCCAAGAUCGAAGGGCUAUUAGGUAGCCUCAAUAUGACGGGCGUCGAAUACAACAUUGCUGUCUCUGUUUUUUUCAUCCCUUUCGUACUGGCAGAGGUCCCGAGUAACAUGAUCCUUCACAUGUUCAAGAGACCUUCGCUCUACAUUGGUGGUAUUGUCACAUGCUGGGGCGUUGUCAUGACCUGCAACGGCGUGGUGCAAAGCUACGGUGGUCUGAUUGCUGUCCGAAUAUUCCUGGGCUUGUUUGAAGCAGGUUUCCUACCAGGCGCUAUCCUGAUCAUCUCCAAGUGGUACCUUCCAAAUGAAACACAGACUCGGAUAGCUCUUCUCUACACGUCCGCCGCAUCUGGUGGAGGCUUCUCUGGCCUGUUAGCAUUUGCCAUUGCAAAACUGGAUGGUUUUGGAGGAUACGAAAGCUGGCGAUGGAUCUUCAUACUCGAAGGCCUGGCUACAGUGGUCAUUGGUGUCAUUUGUUUCUUCUUCCUCGUCGACUCCCCCGCUCUGUCUAAGUGGCUUGACGACGACGAAAAGCGUUAUCUCGAACUACGACAAGAGGCCCGGCGGGUUCAUCGACCGAGCGAGUUCAGAGAGAAGCAUUUUGAUAAGCAAGCUUUGAUUUCUGUUCUGACAGACUGGAAGAUUUACCUCUUGAUUUUUGCAAACUGGUCGAAUGCAGUACCGAAUUACGCCAUGAAGUUUACGAUGCCGCAGAUUAUUAAGAACAUGGGAUACACCUCGGCCAACGCUCAACUUUUGACGAUGCCGCCGUAUGCAGUCGGGGCUAUUUCGGCCUACGUCUUUUCAGUCUUUGCUGACAGAUACUCCUGGCGAAUGCCGUUCAUCAUCGGCCCUCAGCUCUGCCUCGUUGCUGCGUUUAGUAUCUUGUUCACAAAGAGUGCCGACAUCAAAGACAACAUUGCAUUGUGUUAUUUUGCCGUUUGUCUGGCCUGUUUCGGAAUGUACCCGAUCCUACCUGGAGUCAAUGCCUGGAACGUAGCAAAUACGCCGAGCCCGGAGAAACGAGCAAUCAGCAUCGGCUUCCUAGUUUGUGUCGGAAACAUCGGUGGCCUGAUCGGCAGCUACAUCUACCUCGACAAAGAGGCGCCGACAUAUCCCACUGGCUUCGGUACAUCGUUUGGAUUUGCUUCGGCUGGUAUCAUUGCUGUGAUAACUCUCGAAUUUCUUUUGAAGAGGAUGAAUGAUAAGAAGGCGCUCCAGACUGAAGAUGAGGUCAGAGAAAGGUACACUGAGGAAGAGCUGGGCGGCAUGGGGGAGAAGAGCCCGUUGUUCAAAUAUGCUCUCUGA
Colletotrichum phormii is the source of this 1548-nucleotide messenger RNA. RefSeq names its product major facilitator superfamily transporter. The coding region runs from base 1 to 1548 and encodes 515 amino acids. The transcript is spliced from 5 exons. Lineage: Eukaryota; Fungi; Ascomycota; Sordariomycetes; Glomerellales; Glomerellaceae. Gene Ontology annotation, cellular component: membrane. Gene Ontology annotation, molecular function: transmembrane transporter activity. Gene Ontology annotation, biological process: transmembrane transport. The record is from RefSeq and is a predicted model, not a curated record.